UAGUUGAUCCGAGUGUGUCUAUGGAGAAACACCGGUGCGCGGAUCGAUUCCUAGAGAAUCUUUCAAAGCAUCGAUUCGUUUUAACCAUAUCCCUCUUGGAGCAUGUCUCGAUUCUUCGUGACUACGCCAAUAUUCUACGUUAAUGCAGCUCCACACAUCGGCCAUUGUCAUACAAUCGUUCUGGCUGACGCACUACACAGAUUUCAUCGACUGAAAACGCCAGACUCCGACACUCUGUUUGUGACGGGCACAGACGAGCACGGUCUUAAGGUUCAAAAAGCGGCUGCACUCGCGAAGAAGAAGGAACAGUCUUUCUGUGACGACGUAUCGCAUAGAUUCCGGGAUCUCUGUAAAUUAGUAAAUUGCUCGAACACUGGCUUCAUUAGGACGUCGGAGGACCGGCACAAAAGCACCGUCCAAAAGUUCUGGGCAACUCUCGAAGAGCGAGGUCAUAUCUACAAGGGGAGCUACAAGGGAUGGUAUUCUACUAUCGACGAGGCUUUCGUGGCGGACGUUCAGGAAGUCGAAGUUGACCAACAGAAGUUGACCGUCGACGUCGAGACGGGGAAACCCGUUGAAUGGGUUGAAGAGGAAAACUAUCUCUUCGCUCUGUCGAGAUUCAAAGGCGAUCUCCUCCACUGGCUGGACAACGUUCCAGACCUAGUAUAUCCGGCAAAAUUCCAUAAGAUCCUCCGUUCUCUCGUCGAGGAAGAUCUCGGAGAUCUCUCUGUCUCGCGAUGCAGUCAGAGAGUGCGAUGGGCGAUUCCCGUUCCGGGUGAUGACAGUCAAAGCAUCUACGUGUGGUUGGACGCCCUCGUUAACUAUCUCACAGCAUCUGGCUACCCGAACGUGGAGCAUUGGCCUCCAUCGGUUCAGGUCAUCGGGAAAGAUAUCUUGAAAUUUCACGGUGUCUAUUGGCCAGCCUUCCUGCUGGCAGCAGGCUUAGAACCUCCUCGGAGACUCUUCUGUCAUUCCCAUUGGACGGUCGACGGAAGGAAGAUGUCAAAGUCAUCAGGCAACGUGGUGGAUCCUAUCGGUUUGGCAGAUAAGGUCACGGCAGAUGGUCUGAGGUAUUUCUUGCUUCGACAUGCGGUGCCUCACAGCGAUACCAAUUUCAACGCCUUGAAGAUGACUCGGAUAUUGAAUUCAGAGCUGGCUGGUUGCUACGGUAACCUCCUGAGCCGCUGUACAGGAAAGAACAUCAACACCAACCACAUGAUUCCAGGCAUGCCGAGAGAGGAAUCUGAGUUCAGUACGAUAUCUCGGCGUCUUCUGGAACAAUCGAUGGCUCUCCCGGCAAAGGUGGGCCCGCACUUCGAGGCAGGUGACUUUUACCUCGGAGUCGAUCUCAUCCACGCGACGCUGAGGGACACGAACCAGUACAUCGACCUGACGAAACCCUGGAUGUUGGGGGAGGAGCGGGCACUUGUUCUGCACACAGUGUUUGAAGUGCUCCGGACCAGCAGCAUACUGCUCCAACCCAUAGUUCCUGUGAUAAGUGAUCGGGUGCUAACGGAACUGAGAGUCGAGUCGCGUCUUUGGAAGGAUGCGGAGACACAUCGGAAUGAAGACAUACCCCUGGGGAAAUCAGGAGGCUUAGUUUUUGGGAAAUUAGAAACAUAAUAGUUAGGAGAGUAAAGCGUACGGUCAGAUCAUUGCGCGCAGCGAGACAAAUCAAGGGAAUUUCCAAUAAAUCAGAAUGGCGUCUUGAACGAGGCCGAAAUAUCUGGAAA
Messenger RNA from Galendromus occidentalis (western predatory mite), 1733 nucleotides. It is a transcript of the gene MetRS-m, whose product is annotated as Methionyl-tRNA synthetase, mitochondrial. NCBI's taxonomy places the organism in Eukaryota, Metazoa, Arthropoda, Arachnida, Mesostigmata, Phytoseiidae. The transcript is spliced from 9 exons. The record is from RefSeq and is a predicted model, not a curated record. Bases 103 to 1623 code for a protein of 506 amino acids. Gene Ontology annotation, molecular function: ATP binding; methionine-tRNA ligase activity. Gene Ontology annotation, biological process: methionyl-tRNA aminoacylation.